AUGGUAUGCCUGGCCGCCCUGCGGACCGUGCUGUCGGAGCCGCCGUCGGAGCCGCCGGAGCCGCCGCCGCCCUCGGAGGACCAGCUGGAAGCUGUACGGCGUGUGAUGGUGACCGUCGACCGACUGCGCCGCGAGGGCGAGGCGGCCGCCGGCCGGCUGGACGCGCUGACGGCGCUGCUGGACACGCUGCGGCACGACGUCCGGCACCUGCGCGGUGCUCUCCUCGCCGUGCAGGAGGGCGUGGGCUCGUCACGCGCCUGCUGCAACCGGACGGCGUCGGACUGCGACGGCCAGCUGGCCGGCCGGUUACGUGGUCUGCAUCGCCGGCUCGACCAGCGGCUGCAGCUGCACGCCGCCGGGCUGAGGCACAACCUGUCGUGCGGGGCGGCGGCUCUGGCGGGCGGCGUCAGCCGGCAGCAAGCGGUCAGCAUCGCACAGCAGCAGCUGGCGCUGUACGACGCCGACAAGACGGGACAGUUCGACUUCGCGCUGGAGUCGGCAGGUGGCAGCAUCGUCAGCACCAAGUGCACCGAGGCGUACGGCGCGCGGGCGGCGCAGCUGACGGUGCUGGGCGUCCCGGUUUGGUACCCGCAGAACAACCCGCGCUCCGUCAUACAGGCGGGCGGCCGGCCGGGCGAGUGCUUCGCCUUCCACGGCGAGGGCUUGCUUGAGAUCGGCCUGUCGCGUCUGGUGCGGCCCACCGAGUUUGUGCUGGAGCACGUGGCGCGCGAGCUGACGCCCGACGGCAGCGUGCGCUCCGCGCCGCGUCGCUUCGCCGUGCUGGGGGUGACUGGAUUCGCGGAGGAGGCCGUGCCGCUCGGUGAAUUCCAGUACGAGGAGCGGGGUCCGCCGCUGCAGCGUUUCGCCGCGGCGCCCGCCGGCCGCGCCUUCCGCGCCGUUCAGUUGCGCGUCACCUCCAACUGGGGACACCCGCACUACACCUGCCUCUACCGCUUCCGGGUCCACGGACGGCCCGAGCCCGAGCCGCAGCCGUGGUCGGGUGGAGGCGGACGGUAGCCGGAGCCGCAGUUGCAGCCGGAGCCGGUGCCUGAGCCG
Messenger RNA from Pollicipes pollicipes, 1056 nucleotides. RefSeq names its product SUN domain-containing protein 1. The transcript is spliced from 6 exons. Bases 1 to 1017 code for a protein of 338 amino acids. Gene Ontology annotation, cellular component: nuclear envelope; meiotic nuclear membrane microtubule tethering complex. Lineage: Eukaryota; Metazoa; Arthropoda; Thecostraca; Pollicipedomorpha; Pollicipedidae. The record is from RefSeq and is a predicted model, not a curated record. Gene Ontology annotation, molecular function: protein-membrane adaptor activity.